GGUGAAAUCAUCAUCAGUGCCGUUCGUGAUCAUUUCUAUCAUCAUCAGUGGACGGCAUCAGUACCGUCAGUUGAAUCCCGAAUGUCAACGAACUCCACCGAACAUCGUCCGAUCCAAGCAGAGGGGAAAUCCCGUAUUGUUCGGCAAUGGUCGUGCUAACAACCCCCACUACACUGAAAUCAUCCCUUCCAGCAGCAUUUCAAAAACGAGCCGAGCCGGAUUUUCCUCUCACCGGAGCAUGGGGAAAUUUUCCUCCACGACAUAAAUUUCCCCCCGCUGCAAACGCGUUUGACGGGAAAUGCGACCAAAGGUACGUCUGCAACCUCCACCCUUUCGUUCUCGCUCACUGCAAGGAUGCAGUGCAUUCAGCUGGUGGCACGCUACCAGAUGGAGCAGCUAACGUAAAGCGGCUGGUGACUUGGUUUGGCGUGUUCAGUACUCAGCAAGAUUCAAACGGCAACAGUUCGUAAAACGUUGCGCUGUCCGGAAGUUCCGCUUGGAAAUAGCAGAAGUUGCCUCGUCAUAACCGCACCUAGGUUUUCACCUAAGCUGUUUAAUACUAAUUGCGUUGGGAAGUGCUCGUUCAGUGGCUCAGUUAAAGUGUUUCAGCAUGUUUUGAGGGCCAGUUGAAAUUCCUGCCCUACAAAGUGAGGUGUCCGUAGUCGGCAAAUUUAACAAACCUUAGCAAACGAAUAUUUUAAAGAGCUCCCAGCGUGAAAUCUGUGCAAAGUUUAGCGACACUAGCGGUACAACCGGCUCGAGGUGCGAUCGAUAGCAUCGUGCUAUGAGAAGGGCACUACCACUGAACAGCUGAUGAGCGGCCUACAAACAUUCGAGGCCCUCUUCCUCAUGCUUCUAGCAACGUCGGGGGUCUCUUCUAACACUACGAGCAAAACAGGGACGGCACCUGCAACUAACGUCGUCGUCGAGGAACCAGAGUUUACGGAUGUUAUAGAAAAUGUUACAGUGCCUGCUGGGCGGAACGUCAAACUGGCUUGUUCUGUCAAAAACCUAGGAUCAUACAAAGUAGCGUGGAUGCACUUCGAGCAGUCCGCAAUCCUUACUGUACAUAAUCAUGUAAUCACAAGGAAUCCUCGCAUCAGCGUCACGCACGACAAGCAUGACAAACACAAGACCUGGUUCUUACACAUAUCAAACGUCCAGGAAGAGGACAAGGGCCGCUACAUGUGCCAAAUCAACACAGUCACUGCGAAGACGCAGUUUGGCUAUCUUCAUGUGGUGGUUCCUCCAAACAUUGACGAUUCGCUAAGUUCAAGCGAUGUAAUCGUUCGGGAAGGUUCUAAUGUGACUCUCAAAUGCAGAGCUACGGGCAGUCCAACGCCCACAGUUAAAUGGAAGCGAGACGACAACUCUAAAAUAGCCAUUAAUAGGUCGUUAAACGUACUCGAGUGGGAAGGAAAUUCCAUCGAAAUUACGAAAAUUUCGCGCCUAGACAUGGGCGCAUACCUCUGUAUUGCAUCGAACGGUGUACCGCCCACGGUGUCAAAGCGAAUUAAAGUCAGCGUUGACUUUCCACCGAUGCUGUGGAUACCGCAUCAGCUGGUAGGUGUUCCGCUGUACUUCAACGUGACAUUGGAAUGUUUCACCGAGGCGCAUCCGACAUCGUUGAACUACUGGACGCGAGAGGACGGUCACAUGAUUCAUGACUCCAAGAAGUACAGAACCGAGUCCAAUGUAGGAAUGCCAAUCUACAAAACGCACAUGCGUUUGCACAUUUACAACAUUCAGCAGACGGACUAUGGAACGUACAAGUGUGUCGCUAAGAAUCCCCGCGGAGAAACAGAUGGAACAAUUAGACUUUACACGUCCACACCACCGACGACAUCUCCCGGGCCACCAACAACUGAAUCCUACUCCGACCUUUGGUCCAACCGGAACCUCAAUGAUUCUGCCGGUGGUCUGCCCCAUCACCACGGUGGACAGCACUCGAAUUCCUAUUCUGGGCACGUGGUUGAUAAAAACUCGAAAUACUCAUCCAAUCUAAAUGAAAUUGAUCGAUCCGAGCAAAAAUCGUUCGAUACCAAUAUCAUCUAUUGGCCACCAGACACUAAUCGGAACAAUCAAGGUGCCACUACUACUACAACCCGCAGUACUCUGUCCAUUAUUUUAAACACAAGUAUGCUACUUUUGGCAAGGUUUAGCUUACAGUAACUAGAAAUCAAAAUAUAUUCUGUAAACUAAGGGCAACUGUCUGCGCACAGCAAAGUGAUAGAAAAUGUUUCGCUAGCAAAACAGCUUAACAUCUUGAUGUUCUAAUUGGCAACCAAACAGGACAAGCAAAUCGUAACAACAAGGGUGGCAAAACUAUGCUACUGCAUUCGCAGCUAACACAACAAAGAUCAACUAUUUCAACACAUAUAACUGAAUGCAGGGUUUAUAAACAUAUAUACUAAAUGACAAAUAUAUAUAUAUAUACAUAUACACAGACAUAUACCAAUUAUACAAAUAUAUUAAAAUGAGCAAAAGUCACUGACGUCAUAUACACUCAACUUGUAGCCAAAAUGAGAGAAAAAAAAGCACAACAAAACAUACCAUCAGCAAAGUGUGAAAUGUACGACAGGUUACCAAACUUCUUCUGAUAAAUUUCAGCAUAUCUCAAUCAUCUCAAACUGCACACCAUCAGUAGCAUUUACUUGUGUCACGAGCCCCUAUAUAGAUUCCCAAGGGUUGGCUUAAGGUGUACGAAAACCACAUUGUACCAAAAUAACGAGUAUACCGAGAAGUAAGAAAGCUUAGUAAAGUAGCACCACAUUUAGCCAUCCGGGGAAGAGCGGGAAGUGUUCGUAAUUAAAUUUAUCAGCUACGGGAAUAAGCACUCCAUUACCUUCGUCGAUUUGCAUCGCGCAAAGAUAAGGAGAGACAACACACAACUAAGAAACAAACAGUUGAGCUUAUGUUUUUUGUGUUUUCGUUUAUUUCUCACCCUGAAGGUAUUUCUGAUGAAAUAACACAGCUUUAUAAGAAACAUAAGAAGCAGAUGCAGCAAAAACAUUCCUACAAAGAAUAUCUAUGUGUCCAAAAAACAUGCCACGAAAUGUUUGAACACGAUACUACGUUCUCAAAAACAAACCAAGUAUCGUGUUUGAGUGUAGUAAACGCAACCAUUCGGUAAAAAAAAACAAUCGAACAUUUACAUCAGGGUAUAUCAACACAAGAACAAAUUCUUUUGCUAGAACUGAAGAACACUAACUAAAGAAUUCACUUCCAGAAGAGGGUGAAAUUCCAAAGCCUGUAUAUUAGUACGGAAGCUUGUAUUAUUCGACUGAAAAGGUUAUCUUUAACAAGUAAAAACAAACAUUGAAAAGGCACAUUUAUGACCACAUAUCAGAAAUGGCGAUUUGAAGGAUAGUUUUUAAUAGAACACAAGCAUUGUUAGAAAGAUUUGUAAGGUCUUGUAACAUUUAUGACUAACGUUUGUUUUGUAUACUGCGCGCAUUCCAGUU
Anopheles coluzzii is the source of this 3464-nucleotide messenger RNA. Its product is annotated as lachesin-like. The transcript is spliced from 12 exons. Bases 814 to 2172 code for a protein of 452 amino acids. Lineage: Eukaryota; Metazoa; Arthropoda; Insecta; Diptera; Culicidae. The record is from RefSeq and is a predicted model, not a curated record. Gene Ontology annotation, cellular component: neuron projection.